Molecule: messenger RNA, 405 nt
Organism: Microthlaspi erraticum
Lineage: Eukaryota; Viridiplantae; Streptophyta; Magnoliopsida; Brassicales; Brassicaceae
Source: the annotation of a GenBank genome assembly
AUGUCUGCAUACAAGAAAACUCUGGUUCUUGAUAACAAUGGUUAUCCCGUAGAUGAUCAUUUUGAUUCGCAUCCUCGAUCGAACAUCUUCCUCGAGCAAAUCGAAGACUUUCAAAAGGGUUACGGCAUGGUGAUUCGGGCUCCAAAGAAGCGAGAAUCGGUGGAGAGGGUCCGGCCCGGAUCUUGUGGUUCUGAAGAUCGCUUUGCCUCAACUCACUCCGAACUUUCUCCGUCCAGUAAUAGCUUUGAAGGUUCAACAGAUGUUCUGAAGGGAUACUCGGUACAAACAGGGUCUUUUUAUGUUACUCCUCGGACGAAUGGGAAGGUUUUAGAGGGUAUGCCGGCGAGAAACGAUGACGGGGAGAAAACAGCGUUCUUUUUCUCUAUCGAUCGAACUUCAGUAUGA